Molecule: messenger RNA, 414 nt
Organism: Trematosphaeria pertusa
Lineage: Eukaryota; Fungi; Ascomycota; Dothideomycetes; Pleosporales; Trematosphaeriaceae
Exons: 3
Coding region: 1-414 (137 amino acids)
Source: RefSeq, a predicted model, not a curated record
AUGGCGAACGUCAACAACACCUCUGACGACGGCACGAACGAUAUCGCCGCCAAACAAGAGUCUCGGGACAGUUCAGGCGACGCAGCAAGCCAGGAAGCCGCCACGCAAGAGAACAAAAAGUUCUAUAACAGCUACGAAAACUACGACAGGAAGCCUCAAACGCAAAGGGGCAAUUUCGAUCCCGGGAAAGAGCCGAAGGAAAGUAGGCAUGAUCGCUUCGAACGAAAGCACGAAGAGCGCGCGAAGCUAUUGCGAACGGGACUGCUGUUCCACCUCCAGGACCAGAUUGGUGACGUGGUGCAGAAUCGUGAGAGGGCACUGGCCAAGUAUGCGAAAUCGACCCAUCGCAGACACAAGAAGCACGAGAAGAAGGUGAGGCAAGCGGAUACUGGGGAGAGUGCGGGUAACGAUUAG